Molecule: messenger RNA, 3453 nt
Organism: Metarhizium brunneum ARSEF 3297
Lineage: Eukaryota; Fungi; Ascomycota; Sordariomycetes; Hypocreales; Clavicipitaceae
Gene: psc3
Product: Cohesin subunit psc3
Biological process (GO): sister chromatid cohesion
Cellular component (GO): cohesin complex; nucleus; chromatin
Molecular function (GO): chromatin binding
Source: RefSeq, a predicted model, not a curated record
AUGGACGCAAAUGCCAGUGCCAGCGCAACCCCCGAACCGGAUGCGGAUUCGCGUCGCCGCUCCGGACGCGUCGUUAAGUUGCCGGCCAAGUACGCGCCGGAGCCCACCAACACCGCUGCGCCGAAGCGCAAGAGAGGUGCACAGGAUGGAGAGGAAGUGGACGAUGAGGAGGUGGACUCGGAGGAGGACGUGAGUGACGAGGACGAUGCCAGCGACGAAGAACACCCCGCUCCUAGAUCGCGAAAGGCAGGCGGCCGCAGCAAGAAGCCUUCGAGCAAAAAGCCCAAGAUCAAUGGAGCACAGCCGUCGGGACCGGCCCAAGUUUCUCGAAUACCCAGCCGGCCCAAAAAGACCGUCCGCAUUGAAGCGGGAGAGAAGGGGACAGGCCUCUUUGCCGAUGUAUUUGGCUCUGGAGACGCUUCCGACAGUGUCGCGAAACAAUGGCUAGAAAAAUAUAAAGAAGAUGACGCGUCGGCAUUAGCUGACCUUAUCAACUGUAUUCUUCAAUGUGCCGGCUGCGAUCUGGAAGUUACGACUGAUGAUAUACGCGACCCUGAGAAUAUCCCCAACAGACUGGUUGAUCUACAGAAUGUGUACCAAGAGCAACAAAUUACCGACUACCCUUUAAUAUCAAGAGCAAAGGGUACAAAGUCAUUCCGCGACAUGUUGGUGGGUUUCUUUCACUCUUUGAUUAGUCUACUCCACGAGACGGAUAUGCUUUACAAGAAUACGGAUCUGAUGGACAACUUGCAUGCGUGGCUGGCAAGUAUGUCGUCGUCGUCUCUGCGACCUUUCCGCCACACAGCAACCACGAUAUCCCUAGCCGUUCAAACAGGUCUGGUCCUCAUAGCAAGCGUACUCGACCGGAGAAUAGCAAACAUAGAUCAGCAGCUGGCGGCUGCCAAGAGAAGCAGGAACAAAACCAAGGCUUCAGAAGUGCAACGCAGCUUGAAUGAGGCAAAUGGGUAUCGCAAAAUUUGCAGCGACGGCAUUCAGUCCUUUUUUGACACAGUGUUUGUCCACCGAUACCGCGAUGUGGACCCCAAGAUUCGAGCAGAAUGUGUCGAUGCGUUGGGUGCAUGGAUUUGGGAUCUUCCGACCGUGUUCAUGGAGCCUGGCUAUCUUCGCUACCUCGGCUGGAUGCUUUCAGAUACGAAUGCUACAACUCGCCAGGAGGUGCUGAAACAGCUUCUCAAGGUGUUCAGGCGCGAUACUCAGCAGCUGGGACACUUUAUCGAUAGAUUUCGACCGCGCUUAAUCGAAAUGGCAACACUCGACUCUGAAGUUUCUGUGCGGGUGACGGCAAUCUCCGUCAUCGAUACGCUACGAUCUGCAGCGCUCUUGGAACCAAGCGAGAUUGACGCCAUUGCCAAGCUCAUCUUUGACACCGAAAUACGAAUUCGCAAGGCUGUUGUCAAUUUCUUUGUUGCUUGUAUCGACGACGUUUAUGAAGGCAAGCUGGAAGAGAUUGGCGGCGCUGAUGUUUUGGAAGAGUUGGAUGACGUAGAGGAGGAUGAAUACGAAUCCCCACGAAAAGAGUGGAUUAAUAUCAAGUGUCUAGCAGAGAUGCUGGCCAUUUACGACGCUCAAAUCGAGGAAUCGCAUCAGAAUGGUGUUUCAUCAAGCUUAGAUGCUGCCACAGAGCUGCUAGAUGGCUCGAACCCGGAUACCAGAAUCUCUCUUGCAGCCCAGGUGUUGUAUGACAAAGUACCUGAGGUCACUAGAUGGGAAAUGAUUUCGGGCUACCUUCUCUUUGACCACACCACAAGUGCUAAGUCAAAGUCGAGAUCAAAAUCCAAGGCCACUUCUCCAGAAGCGGCCUUUAAGAAGGCUAUUGCGCCAAAUUCAGAGGAGGAGUCUAUCCUUCUUGAUGUCUUGAGCUCAGCCGUCAAGUCUAGUCUCACCCUGACUAGCGACCAUGACAAGGGCAGGAGAAAGCUGGGCCGAUCAGAGGCGGCUGAGGCUCAAGAGGAAGUUGCUCUCGAAUUGACCACAGUAAUCCCCAAGCUGCUGAACAAGUUUGGCGCAGAGCCUGAGACGGCAGCAAUUGUGUUACGACUCGAGCGAUUCUUAAGUCUGGACACUUUCCAACAGCUGCGUCAGGACUCCAGCAAGUACGAAAGGCUGCUCGAUGAGAUAAGCACCCAAUUCAACAGACACGAUGAUAAGAGAGUCUUGUCCGAGGCCACCGCUGCUCUCUUACAUGCUCGCCAGUACGAGGAGCUUGAGGAACUAACAGACAGCAGGCUGUCCCUGUUAUGGGACAAUGCUAUCGAUGCGCUCCGCAACUUUGACAAGUCUUGCGAGCUGUCCGUUCGUGGUAAUCUACCCUUGGAAGCAUUGCGCAACUUGUCUACCAUCUUGAUGAAGAUCAGUAAGCUUGCAAGCAUAUCUGACUGUGUCGACGCCAUUGAAGCAAAGUCCAAGUCCAAGGACUCCUCUACAUCACCUGUCAUUGAUAUUCUGAGCCAUAUUGUCCACCGCGGCAAAUACGAGCCACAGGAGGACGAGAUUGAUGACUUGGAGGACGAAGUAGUCACAUUUGCCAUCAAGACAUGCCAGUUCUACCUUAUGUGGAAGGCUAGAAGUAUCGCCAAGCUCCUGGCGGCCGGCACAAGCUUGUCGGACGCAGCCUUGGAUACACUCUCCGUUCUGCGGCAAUCCUACCGAAGACACCUCAUCGAAACCUUCUCAUCCCGCGCUGCCAUUGACCAGCUCCGCCUCUUUUCCACCGGCAGUCUCUGCGACCUCCAUCUCACGUUCGCCACCCUCCGUCCCGCCAUCAAAAACUUCCACCCUUCAUCUGCAGCAGCCGCUGGCCGAGGUGAUAAGCUCAAAGUUCUCCUCCAAGACAUCGAGCCUGGCCUCGUCCCUGAACUCAUCUCCAUCUUCGAGGGGGCAGAGCGUCAGUACGCUAAAAGGUCCAAAAAGGACAAGUUGCUCAACGAUCCCGCUGAAGAUGAAGAUCCCAUGGCCGACGACGAAGAGCUCGACGAAGACGACGAAGACGAAGACCUGUCCAAGGAGGAACGCUACGCUGCCGAACUCAAGGCUGAAAGAGCCUUUUGUGAGCUCACUGGCAAAUACGUCCUCGCCCUAUCCGCCGGUCUCAUCGAAGACCGCGGCUCACAAGCUGCUAAGCUCCGUCGCAGAAUUCUCCGCAACGAAACAAAGCUCGGCCACAACUUCAAAGAAAUCGUCGCCCAUCUGGAUGAGGAGAAGAUAGCUAGACGGCAUAAGAAGGCUACCAAGCAGCCUGCCAAGUCGGACAAACCAGGCCUGAGCCUGGAAGUCGUGGACGACGACGACCACGUUUUUGAUGACGUCGAGCCGGAGGAGGGCUCGCGAGAGGAUUUACGAAGGAGAGAGCUACUGGAGGAUGAGCCUAUCGACGAGGGCGAGGAUAACGAAGGCGGGCAUAAUGACGCGGAUGACGAUGGAUUAGGCGACUAG